Molecule: messenger RNA, 1583 nt
Organism: Ostreococcus lucimarinus CCE9901
Lineage: Eukaryota; Viridiplantae; Chlorophyta; Mamiellophyceae; Mamiellales; Bathycoccaceae
Product: IISP family transporter: Signal recognition particle 54 kDa protein (SRP54)
Exons: 1
Coding region: 42-1583 (513 amino acids)
Biological process (GO): SRP-dependent cotranslational protein targeting to membrane, translocation; SRP-dependent cotranslational protein targeting to membrane
Cellular component (GO): cytosol; signal recognition particle, endoplasmic reticulum targeting
Molecular function (GO): ATP hydrolysis activity; GTP binding; endoplasmic reticulum signal sequence receptor activity
Source: RefSeq, a predicted model, not a curated record
GGACGCGCGCGGAUCGAGACGCGCGCCGACGGACGCGCGCGAUGGUGCUGAAUGACCUCGGGAAUAAAAUCGCGAGCGCGCUGCGAUCGCUGAACGCGCACGUCGUCGUGGAUGAGGAAUUACUCGACGCGUGCCUGAAGGACAUCACGAACGCGCUGCUCGCGAGCGACGUCGCGGUGCCGCUCGUGGUGCGAAUGAAGAAGAACAUCGUGCGAGAGGUGGAUUUGGAUAACAUGGCGAGCGGGAUGAACGCGAAAAAGGUGCUGGAGCGGGCGGUGUUCAAGGAGCUGACGGCGCUGCUGAACGGGGGCGGGGACGCGAGCGGGACGAAGACGAGCGGGACGAAGACGAGCGGGACGUGGACGCCGAAGAAAGGGAAACGGAACGUGGUGAUGUUCGUCGGAUUGCAGGGGGCGGGGAAGACGACGACGUGCACGAAGUUUGCGCAUUAUUACGCGAAGAAGGGGUUUAAACCAUCGUUGGUGUGCGCGGAUACGUUUCGAGCGGGGGCGUUUGACCAGUUAAAACAAAACGCGACCAAGGCGAAGAUUCCGUUUUACGGGAGCUACACCGAGAGCGAUCCGGCGACGAUCGCGGCGGCUGGGGUGAAGCGGUUUGAAGAGGAAAAAUCGGACCUCAUCAUCGUCGAUACGUCGGGGAGACAUAAACAAGAAGAGGCGUUGUUCGAGGAGAUGCGAGAAAUCGCGAGCGUCACGGAACCGACGAUGACGAUUUUCGUGAUGGAUAGUUCCAUAGGUCAGUCAGCGUCGGAUCAAGCGAAAGCGUUCGCGAGCACGGUUGACGUCGGUGGAGUGAUUAUGACCAAACUUGACGGUCACGCCAAGGGCGGGGGCGCGAUCUCGGCGGUGAGCGAAACCAAGGCGCCGAUUUUAUUCAUCGGUACUGGAGAACACAUCGGCGAGCUCGAAGCGUUCGAGACGACGUCUUUCGUCAGUAAAUUGUUAGGAAUGGGAGAUAUCAAAGGUUUAGUCGAAAAGAUGAACGAAAUCGUCCCCGAAGAGAGCGCGGAGAAGCUUAUGGAGGCGUUCGGGAGCGGCACGUUUACGAUGCGCCUUCUUUACGAACAGUUUCAAAACUUGCAAAACAUGGGUCCCAUUUCGUCCAUCAUGAGCAUGGUGCCCGGAAUGGCGGACAUGAUUCCCAAGGGCGGCGAAGAGCAAGGCACGAAGCGCAUGAAGUCGAUGAUGGUGUUGAUGGAUUCGAUGACGGAUGCCGAGCUCGACGCCCCCAACGCUUCCAAAAUUUUCAACGUCAAGCGCAUGGAGCGCGUCUGUCGCGGCGCUGGUCGCUUACCGUCAGAGAUGAUCACCCUGCUCGAAGAACAUAAACGUUUGGGUAAGAUGAUGGGCAAGAUGAAAGGCAUCAAAAUGCCCGGCGCCGGCGGCGCGCGCGGACGAGGCAACCCCCAAGCGAUGCAACAACAAAUGUCCCAAAUGGCCAACGCGCUUCCGCCCGACAUGCUUCGCAUGAUGGGUGGACAGCAAGGCAUGAUGAACAUGAUGAAACAAUUCGAGGGCAUGGAUCCGAAGGCGAUGCAGGGCAUGAUGAAAGGAAUGAUGUAA